ACAUCCCCAUCACAAAACGCCGCGCAAAUGGAAGCCCAAAAGUACCUCCAGAAAAAAUCUCAGCUUUCCUCCUCAUCGACGGCCCCCAAUUCCUCCUCUCUCCCCUCCACCACCACGCCCCGUCGAACGAUCUCCCAUCCCAUCCCCGAGUCCAACAAGCCUAGCCUCCUCGUCAAAGCCUCUCAGCUCAAGCGAUCUCCUGAAAUCAGCCCUACUGAACAAAAUCGUCCAACAAGAAAGGAAAUGAUCGAACAUCUCUCCGAUCGCAAAACCCUGUUGUCUGUCCGCGAGCUGCGAAGGGGAUCACCUUACACCGAUCCGAUUCCUACUGGCUGGAAACGGCCCGCCCUUCAAAUCCGCCGCCUCUCCGCUGGGCGGCGCGAUGCCAUUAGGAAACAGUACCAUAUUCUGACCGAAGGUGACGACAUACCUCCUCCAAUCAAGAAUUUCAAAGACAUGCGGUUCCCUGAUCCGAUACUUAGAAAGUUGAAGGAGAAGGGGAUCGUGCAGCCGACGCCAAUUCAAGUACAGGGCUUGCCUGUGAUUUUGUCGGGUCGAGAUAUGAUUGGGAUUGCGUUUACUGGGUCGGGAAAGACUUUGGUUUUCGUGUUGCCGCUGAUAAUGGUGGCGCUGCAGGAGGAGAUGAUGAUGCCGAUUGUGGCGGGCGAGGGGCCGUUUGGGUUGGUGGUGUGUCCGUCGAGGGAACUGGCGAGGCAGACUUAUGAGGUGGUAGAGCAGUUCUUGGCGCCGCUUAGGGAGAGUGGGUACCCGGAGAUAAGGCCGUUAUUGUGUAUUGGGGGAGUGGAUAUGAGGUCACAGUUGGAGGUUGUGAAGAGAGGAGUGCAUAUUGUGGUGGCUACGCCCGGGAGAUUGAAGGAUUUGCUUGCCAAGAAGAAGAUGAAUCUCGAUAAUUGUAGGUACUUGACAUUAGAUGAGGCUGAUCGACUGGUUGACUUGGGCUUUGAGGACGACAUUAGAGAGGUUUUUGACCAUUUUAAAGCUCAAAGACAAACUCUCCUUUUCUCUGCCACAAUGCCCAAAAAGAUCCAAAACUUUGCAAGAAGUGCCCUUGUAAAACCAGUAACUGUCAAUGUAGGAAGAGCUGGUGCAGCAAAUUUGGAUGUCAUACAAGAAGUCGAAUAUGUUAAGCAAGAGGCAAAAAUUGUCUAUCUGCUCGAGUGCCUACAGAAAACCCCACCACCAGUGCUGAUCUUCUGCGAAAACAAAGCAGAUGUGGAUGAUAUCCACGAAUACCUUCUUCUAAAGGGAGUUGAAGCUGUUGCUAUUCAUGGAGGAAAGGAUCAAGAGGAAAGAGAAUAUGCCAUUUCGUCCUUCAAAGCAGGACAGAAGGAUGUCCUGGUCGCCACUGAUGUUGCAUCAAAAGGACUCGACUUUCCUGACAUUCAACAUGUGAUUAAUUACGAUAUGCCCGCUGAGAUUGAAAACUAUGUGCAUCGUAUAGGUAGAACUGGAAGGUGUGGAAAGACCGGUAUAGCUACUACAUUCAUAAACAAGAACCAAAGCGAGACGACACUUCUUGAUUUGAAACACCUGCUUCAAGAAGCGAAACAGAGAAUACCGCCUGUUCUUGGUGAGCUAAAUGAUCCAAUGGAGGAUGGUGAUGCUAUAACGAGUGCGAGCGGAGUGAAGGGAUGUGCGUAUUGUGGUGGGCUUGGUCAUCGUAUAAAAGAUUGUCCAAAAUUGGAACAUCAGAAGACCAUGGCGAUUGCUGGGUCACGGAGAGACUAUUUUGGCUCUGGUGGAUAUCGUGGAGAGGUCUGAUAAAACUGUAGGAUGCGGGAGAAAACGUUUCAACUUUCAACCUUUCCUGUACGAUGCAGCAUGGUAUCACACUGGGCCAUAUGCUUUGUUAAUUGCGGCAUUUCAUCUAUAAAUGUUGAAAGUUAUAAUGAAAGCGGACUCACAUCAUCCGUAACAAGUGAGUUUCUUGUUAGGCUGAACUAUUGAAACGAAUGGUUAUGUGCUUGUACCUCUAAACUGCUUUCGCGUAAUUGUAUACUUGUAAUGCUACACGGAAUCAAGAAAUUAGUUUGUAUCAUGUAAUAAAGCGUCAAAUUUAGCUUUGUAGCAGUUUGCAUU
Asparagus officinalis (garden asparagus) is the source of this 2100-nucleotide messenger RNA. RefSeq names its product DEAD-box ATP-dependent RNA helicase 35-like. Gene Ontology annotation, cellular component: spliceosomal complex. Gene Ontology annotation, molecular function: RNA binding; zinc ion binding; ATP binding. Gene Ontology annotation, biological process: mRNA splicing, via spliceosome. Lineage: Eukaryota; Viridiplantae; Streptophyta; Magnoliopsida; Asparagales; Asparagaceae. The record is from RefSeq and is a predicted model, not a curated record.